Molecule: messenger RNA, 2290 nt
Organism: Cottoperca gobio
Lineage: Eukaryota; Metazoa; Chordata; Actinopteri; Perciformes; Bovichtidae
Gene: mcoln2
Product: mucolipin TRP cation channel 2
Exons: 14
Coding region: 206-1876 (556 amino acids)
Cellular component (GO): membrane
Molecular function (GO): NAADP-sensitive calcium-release channel activity
Source: RefSeq, a predicted model, not a curated record
CUCGGGGACCCCUGGUGGCUCCCCGGACCGUAGAUUGGAAACCUUUGCGCCGCCUGAAACUCAUUUCCUGAUUGGCUGACUGGAAGGUGCGCGGUGUUAGAGAAAACCCAGCUGAAGAGACUUCUCUCAACUGUAAGUGUCUGUCUGUCAGCCUUUUGACAACUUUAUACUCGAUUAACGGCUGUGUCCACGUGGAUAAUCCAUCAUGGAGUUAUUGGUUCGAUAUCUGGACCGGAGCAAUUCUAUUAGCUCUGCCUCAACUCCAGACAUCAUCAAAGAGGACAACCUGAGAGAUGACCUGAAGUAUUACUUCAUGAGCCCGUGUGAGAAGUACCGGGCCCGACGACACAUACCCUGGAAACUUGUGGUGCAGAUUCUGAAAAUCGUCAUGAUCACCACACAACUCAUCCUGUUCGGCCUCAACAACCAGCUGGUGGUGUCUUAUAAGGAGGAGAACAUGAUGGCCCUCAAAAACCUUUUCCUGAAGGACUACAGUGGGGUGGAUGAGGACGACUACAGUGUUGCUGUUUACACCCAACAACAUGUCUAUGACAGUCUGUUUUAUGUCCUGGAUCAGUACAGCCAGUUGGACCGGCUCUCUGUGGGUCCCAUCAGUUACGGUGAGGAUGAAGACGGCAAGCUGCUGCCUCUCAGAAUCUGCAAAGAGUACUACAAGAGAGGCAGCGUGGACCCCUCAGAUGACGCCUAUGAUAUAGACGCCGAGGUGGAGACGGUUUGUAUGUCACACAAUCCAAAGACUGCAAACCAAUGGAAAACCAAGAAUUCAUCUUUUUUUGAUCUGGACUUUUACAGGCUUGUUGACAUCAAAACAACCUUCCAGCUGAAAGGAAUCAACCUACAGACGGUGCGUUCACGGGAGUUACCUGACUGCUACUCGUUCUACGUUACGAUAACAUUUGACAACCAGUGUCACAGUGGAAAGGUGAAAAUAUUCCUGGACAUAGACGCUCAGAGCUGUGCAUGUCGAGACUGGAAGAUAUCUGGGACAGCUCAGAAGAACACACACUAUCUGCUGGUGUUUGACAGCUUCGUCAUUCUUGUUUGCCUCACAUCGGCGGUGCUGUGCACCCGCUCCAUCUUACUGGCUGUCAGGUUACUCCAGAGAUUCUCCAGAUUCUUCCAUGAGAACUACGAUCGUAAAGUGUGUGAGGACGACCAGAAGGAGUUUCUGAACGGCUGGUACGUGCUGGUCAUCGUCAGCGACCUCUUGGCUAUAAUUGGAUCCAUACUCAAGAUGGAAAUACAAGCAAAGAGUCUAACCAGUUAUGAUGUGUGCAGUAUCUUCCUGGGAACGUCUACAUUAUUGGUGUGGGCCGGCGUGAUCAGGUACCUGGGAUACUUCCAGAAAUACAAUGUGUUAAUUUUAACCAUGACAGCAGCCUUCCCCAAGGUCCUGCGUUUCUGCUGCUGUGCCGGCAUGAUCUACCUCGGCUACACCUUCUGCGGGUGGAUUGUACUGGGGCCGUACCAUGAGAAGUUUGAGGGCCUGAGUCGUGUAGCGGAGUGCCUGUUCUCCCUGUUGAACGGCGAUGACAUGUUCACCACCUUCGCCCAGCUGAAGGACAAAAACACUCUUGUGUGGCUCUUCAGCCGGGCCUACCUCUACUCCUUCAUCUCCCUGUUCAUCUACAUGGUGCUGUCGCUCUUCAUCGCCAUCAUCACCGACGCCUACGAGACAAUCAAGAGCUUCCAGAAGAACGGAUUCCCGCAGACAGACCUGCAGAAGUUCCUCAGAGAGCAGAAAGAUUUUCCUGCUGCAGAGGAGAGCAGUCAGACAGACGUUCACGUCAAAUAUUCUAUGUUGUGCUGCUGCCAACGAGUUCCUGAAAGUGACGAUGUCAUACUGAUCAGCUGACGGCUCUCUCCCCUCCAGAGGACAUGGAUCACGCAGGAGGAGGAUGCUGCUUACAGGACUUCACACUUUUGAUACAGACUUCAAGAUCAAGCGAUCCCCUUGCAAAAAAGUGUAGUUACUGAUUCUGUGAAGUGCAAUAUGAAACGCCAAACAAGUUCCCUCUCUUGACCAUGAAACUGCAGCUAGAGCCGAAGAGCUGGAGCUGGAACAUCCCGUAUCUACUGGAGUUCAGGAUGUUGUUUAGAAGUUUACUGGAUCUUUUUAAGGGCUGUACAUGCAUUCUCUUGCAAAAAGUGGAUUCAGUGUUCAUUUGACUGGAUGCAAACACUGUGCAACAUUAUGCAGUGCUAGAUGUAAUUUAUUUGUCAAUUGUUGAAGUAAAUAUUGCAGUAAAGCUUAUCUUUUCCAUGUGUC